Messenger RNA from Passer montanus (Eurasian tree sparrow), 1868 nucleotides. It is a transcript of the gene TFAP2E, whose product is annotated as transcription factor AP-2 epsilon. Gene Ontology annotation, cellular component: nucleus. The record is from RefSeq and is a predicted model, not a curated record. Bases 115 to 1638 code for a protein of 507 amino acids. Gene Ontology annotation, biological process: anatomical structure development; regulation of cell population proliferation; regulation of transcription by RNA polymerase II. NCBI's taxonomy places the organism in Eukaryota, Metazoa, Chordata, Aves, Passeriformes, Passeridae. Gene Ontology annotation, molecular function: RNA polymerase II transcription regulatory region sequence-specific DNA binding; DNA-binding transcription factor activity, RNA polymerase II-specific. The transcript is spliced from 8 exons.
CGGCGCAGAGGAGCGGGCGGGCGAUGGGAGACGCCGCUCCGGCGGGAUAGAGGGGCGGAGACGGGGGCACCCCCGGGGCCCGGCCCGCCCGGGGCUUGCCGCGGGCCCGCACCGAUGCUUGUGCACAGCUACCCGGGCAUGGACCGAGCCGAGGGGCUGCCCGGGGCGCCGGCCGGGGCCCGCCUGCCGCAGCUGCCCUCGCUCAACCAGGCGCCCUAUGGCUCGGCGCCGCCGCUCUGCCACACGCCCGCCGCCGACUUCCAGCCGCCCUACUUCCCCCCGCCGUACCCGCAGCCGCCGUUGCCCUACCCGCAGGGCCAGGAGCCCGCUUACCCUCACCUGGCGGACCCGUACGCGGCGCUCAGCCCCCUGCACCAGCACCAGCAGCCGGCCUGGCCCCCGCAGCGCGGCCGGCAGGACGAGCCGGGGCUGCUCUCGCAGACCCACCGCGCCCUGGGGCUCGACCCUCGCCGCGAGUACCCCGCCGUGCCCCGCCUGCUCCACGGGCUGCCCGACGGCAGCCACGGCCUCGCCGACGGCCCGCUGGGCCUCCACGGCCUCGGCCACCACGGCCUCGAGGAUAUCCAGGCCGUGGACGACGGCGGGAUGAACCUGCUCGAUCAGUCCGUGAUCAAGAAAGGCUGGCUCAGGUGCUCCGAUCACCUGCUGCUUGCGGGAGCAGGGAAGCAGCAGCUGAAGAUCGAGGGGGACUUUUGGUUUACUCAGAUGGCAAGAGACAAUUUUGGUUCCCCAAAAGCCAAGGAAACAAAGCUGUCAGGCUUUAAUGGUAGCUUGUCUCCCUCCUGCAGCAUGUUUAUGGGCAAACAAGCUGCAGAUCAGACCAGGCAAACAGCAGCAGUGCCCAUCCCCUCGAAGGCCAACGGCACCAGCAUCCCCACGCUGGCCAUGAGCAAGGACGGCCUGAUCGGAGGGGUCACCAACCCCAACGAGGUGUUCUGCUCCGUGCCCGGCCGCCUCUCCCUGCUCAGCUCCACCUCCAAGUACAAGGUGACGGUCGGGGAGGUGCAGAGGAGGCUCUCCCCCCCCGAGUGUCUCAACGCCUCUCUCCUCGGCGGGGUUCUCCGCAGAGCCAAGUCAAAAAAUGGGGGUCGGUGUUUAAGGGAAAGGCUAGAGAAAAUUGGGCUAAAUCUACCUGCAGGAAGGCGCAAAGCUGCCAACGUCACCCUGCUCACAUCCCUCGUGGAAGGUGAAGCCAUUCACCUGGCUCGGGAUUUCGGCUACGUCUGCGAGACCGAGUUCCCGGCCAAGGCGGCGGCAGAGUACCUGUGCCGGCAGCACUCCGACCCCACGGAGCUCCACACCAGGAAAAACAUGCUGCUGGCUACCAAGCAAAUUUGCAAGGAGUUUGCAGACCUGAUAGCCCAGGACCGCUCUCCGCUGGGGAACAGCCGCCCCUCGCUCAUCCUGGAGCCCGGAGUGCAGAGCUGCUUGACUCACUUCAGCCUGAUAACCCACGGCUUCGGGGGCCCGGCCAUCUGUGCUGCCCUCACCGCCUUCCAGAACUACCUGGUGGAGUCCCUCAAGGGGCUGGAUAAAAUUUUCAUGAACAGCACGGGGAACGGGCACACGGCCGGGGACUCCAAAGCGUCAGACAAGGAGGCGAAGCAUCGGAAAUAACAGCGCUGCCUGCCCCGGUGGGAGCUCCCAGGGCACCAGGGGCAAGGAAGACCCAGAGCCACUGUUUUCUGAACUGCCGAGCUUGAGCGUGGGGGGAAACCCGCAAGGCAAACAAAGAAAAGACAGGAGAAAAGAAGGCUUAAAGAAUUUAAGAAGAAAACAGUGCUAAUGGACGUAGUGAGACUGAGGGAAGCCAGGCUGAUGGCUUUGGGGUUUUGCCUUUUUUUUUU